Molecule: messenger RNA, 696 nt
Organism: Fusarium oxysporum Fo47
Lineage: Eukaryota; Fungi; Ascomycota; Sordariomycetes; Hypocreales; Nectriaceae
Product: FAD-dependent oxidoreductase
Exons: 4
Coding region: 1-696 (231 amino acids)
Molecular function (GO): monooxygenase activity; FAD binding
Source: RefSeq, a predicted model, not a curated record
AUGGUGGUGACCGUAUUGGACGAUCAGCUGAGCAGAGUGCGGGCUCGAAUUCAAUCAGUGAUAAAGAAGGAUACGUAUUCUGGCCGUGCCAUCGCUUACGGAUACGUCAACUGUGAUUCUCCUGGACAUAUUCGUGUCACAACAUCGAGUGGGAAGCCAGUCCUCCGGGACUCUACUAUGAUCCAAGCUAUCAUGCCGAUGGCAGAGAAUCAAGAGGCAUGGGAAGAAUGGAAGGCUUUGAAGGAAGACAAAGUCACACUCAAGCGGGACAUCGCUGCUUGCUUUGAGAAAGGCAGUAUUAAAGGGCUAGAACUCAUUAUCAAUGAGAGCGACUGGUACUUCUAUCCUGUCUAUAUGCUUCCUCCUGAGGGAAGAUGGAGCAAGGGGAGAGUGUUUCUUCUAGGGGACGCCGCUCAUGCUAUGCCACCUCAGGGCGAAAGUACCGGUAUCGCGAUUGAAGACGGUGUCCUAUUCGCACACGUACUUGGCGAGGGGAUAGCAAAGGGUGUCCCUUAUGUGACGGAAGCCUGCGAAGUCCUAAGACGGCAUGGCAUUGAGAAGAUGCACGCUGAGACGAUGUUUCGCUGGAACGCUGGAAGUUCGCCUUCGUGGCCAUGGAAUUUGCUACUUGGGCCUAUAUUCUUCUUCCCAACCAUCGACAGAAAGAUUACUUUAAAUGGGAUACAGGCUUAUUAA